AUGGAUGACUUGUACAUCAAUGCUUGGAGCGACACUCAAGAUUCGUCUACUUCGAAGCCAAAGCUCCCGCUCGACCGCUCGACGUCGUCUUGGGUUUCCCCGAAGCUUCCGCUGCCUACUGUUCAUGACGAGGAGGCAGACCUAGCGGCACCGUCGUGGUCGACCGGUGCUGGUACACAAUGGAACGAGCCUUCUGAAGUUUCCGGUUUCUCGUGGUCUCAGGCUGAUUCGGAUCUGGCUUGGGGCGCGAGCACUUACGAGGGCAUUGAUAUCAAGUCUCCGCUUCCGGUAGACGCGCCGUCGCAGCCUGUUGACGACGAGGCAGAAACUGUCGUCGGGUCUGCACCUCAGUCGCUUCACUUGCAUGCUCCCGAGGAGAUAUCUUCUCCGCCUAGCUCGGCCUUGCAUGCGGAGUCUUCGUCUUCUGUACUCUCUCCGUCUCUUCCUAUAGCAUCCUUGCCAGACAGUUCGGACGCCUUCGGAAGUUUUGAGUCUGCAUUUAUCUCAACUGCAGAAGAUCAUUCUCCGCAUGAUUUUGACUCGGAAGAGGUAGGAGCAGAUGCAUGGGGCUCAGCGUGGGCGAAUACGGACCGGGACCAGGCAGAGAACAAGUCUGCGCAGGUGGACGAAUGGGAGGAAGCCAAGAAGCAGAAGGCAAGGCAGGAUCGCAGAGUUCCACCAGAAGUAGUAGCAUCUAUGCUACAGCAGUGUAAUGAGUUUUGCAUCGAGGUCUGGCCAGAAGGAGAGAAGUUAUCGGCGACGGGCAAGGAUGCUUGGAGGAAUGAUUGGCGAAGUACAUUGGAUGGUGUGGAAGGUCUUGAUUCCUUUCUACAAUCUCUCCUUCCGCCGCUUACACUGCAGCCGGCCGGGCAGUUCGGAAAGUCGAGCAUUGCGAGGAAGAUGGCGAAUUCUGUACGUUUGACCAAGCACCUCCCUUUAACAAAGGGCAGCCCGAUGUCCCACUACCUCGCCGCGCGUGGUUCUACUGCAUGGGAAGUUGCGGUCAAGGAGCGGAAAGAGGCAGUCGAAGACGAUGUGCCCGUUGGUUGGCGUAUCUUGGAGAAGCAGCUCUCAACAUCUGAGGCAGUUGACUCUACUCAGGCAAAGAAACACGGCAGCCGCUUGUUCUCUUUCUGGUCACGGCGACAAUCGGGCGCUUCCCCUGCACGGUCGACGUUGUCCACCACAUCGCCAACUGACCAUGCGCAUCCAGAGGGGUCAGAAAGUCCGUUCUUCGAUAAUACUGCUCAUGUCAGAAGUCCCAGUCACAACAGCAUCGGGUCUGCUGGAAGGACGAGCGUCGAUAAGGUCUCAUCUCCCGUUUCAGCCACCAAAUCACCAACUCCUUCGCCAUUGCCCCUCACACCUACUGUUAUUUCUCCUGUAUCACCUCCGCAGAUGGGCUCCUAUUCAAACGCACCUGAACCACCGUCUGAACCUCCGCGGACACAGUCGCCACCUGCAGCCCCGUCCGCAGUGUCGCGCUUCUUCGGUAGGUUCUCUCGCCACCAGAGCUCUCACGGGAGCAUCGGUGUCCAUAGCUCGUUGGCGCUCUCGCCCGAUGAUCUUGAGUUCCUGUCUGAUAUCCCGAGCGCCAAUGACGAGAGUGAUCACGUACCAAUUAGCUCUUUGGCGAGUUCAGUCAAGCCGGAACCGUUGCCACCCGUACUGCCCCCACCGCCGUUGCCACCCCCUCCUCGAGUGCAGUCAAUGGGCACAAAUGGGAGUCCUGUUCAUGAACUGACGAGUAGCACGGAGCCAACUACCAUCCUCCCCCAGAUCCCGGACGCACAGCUGAACAGCUUGGAUUCGUUCUUCACGUCGCUUGACGCCGGGGGUUCCAAACCCGGAUCGCGCGCAUCUUCGGUCUCGCUCAGCGCCACUCUCCAGCCCACGUUCCCUGCCGGGUUGGUCACACCCGUGCCCCCAUCUCCGCUCACUGCUUCUCAGCUCGAAUCCAGGCCGCUGAGUCCAUAUCCGCUAUCUUCCAGUAACAGCCCGAUCGUGGAGAAACAAGCCGCGACACCAUUUUAUCUCCCGUCUCCGCCGUCCUCUCGCGCUCAAACCCCCAGCUUCCCUGCCCCAAGCACCGCGCCUGUUCAUCCAACUCCAGAGCUCGGCAGGUCGUCGACUGUGAAACCUAGGCUAUCGUGGCCGAGGCUCCCUUCUCCCCUCAGGGCCCAUCGCUCCUCGACACAGCCUCAGGCGAAUACGUCGUCUUUAGCGUCCACGUCUUCGGAGUCUCCGAGCACGCCGUCGUCUGCUCGACCUCUCGCAGAGUUGUACCCUAUGGCCAUGCGUGUAAACUCACUGACGAACGGCACCAAUGCGACCGUGGUCAAAGCCUCGUCGUCAUCAUCAUCGUCGUUCAUCCUGCCUCCUCCGCCCUCAUCGUGUUCCCAGGCACCCGCGACUACUGCGUUCACUCCCACACUGCCUCCACCGCCACGAGCAUCCUCAGCAGCAUCGAAACCUGUUUCUCCGUUCGUGAAUGUGCUGGAUGACGAUGAUUUCUCGGAGUUCCACUCCUCCCCAAUCCCGGCCCCUGCAACUCUCCCUCUCCCGCAGCGCGCCCAAAGCCCAUCCGCCAUACCAGCAGCAUCCUCGACCCGGUCUAAUUUAUCUAUCGCAUCGUCCUCGAAGCAGCCCCCACCACCAGCAUUGUCGUUGUCGUCUCUCCGCUCCUCCAUUCCGCUAUUUGACGACAACGACAAUUUUUCCGACUUCAACUCCUCCGUCCCCGCAUCCGCGCUCCCGUCCUCCCUCCAGCCCACGUCAUCCAAGUCCUUCGACUCGCCUUCAUCCUUCUCCUCAUUCAACACUUCCACAUCCGAGAAGGCGUUCCUCGCCCCACACAAGUCCGCGGGUUUUGACGUUGCGGGCGGCCUCUCUCCCGUGCUGCGGUCUCCCUCACCGCCUCGGCCUCCGUCAAAGUCGUCGACGCCCUCGCUCAUACUCAAGCCACGGGGAAGGAGCCCCGACAGCCCCUCACAUGCGCGCAAGCGUAGCCGUGCCGAGGAGGUGCAGCACACGCUCGAGCUGAUGGAGCGCGCCGCCGCGCGGCCCGGGCGCUGGCCCGCCCCCCCGUCACCGUUACCAACCGCGCUGCACUUCCCCAAGCCGCCCCCAUCGGCAUCAGCGUCAUCAGUGCAGCCGCUCGUGGACCUAAUGGGUGACGACGGCGACGACGCGCCCGAGCCUGCACUCGCGCAGCCGCAACCGCUCGCGGCCAGCGCUGUCCCCGUGAUUCCCGCGAUACCGAUGUCAGUGUCGCUGUCGUCGCCUGCGCUGUUCAACCCGGUGCGCCCCAGCAGCGGCGCAGGGAGCACCCCCUUUGUGCCUACGCGGCUGUCGCAGUCGCAGUCGUUGCAGGGGUGGGGCGCAUUCGAGGCGGUGCCGAGGACGGGGACGCCGUUGGGCGGUGGGGUGCCGGAUUUGUUUUCGGCUCCAGUGCACCCGUCUACAUCUGCCUCUGCGGCUCAGACGGCUGUGAAGAGCAGUGGGUUGUCGGCGCAGGAUUUGUCGUUCUUCGAGGGGCUGUAG
Molecule: messenger RNA, 3543 nt
Organism: Sparassis crispa
Lineage: Eukaryota; Fungi; Basidiomycota; Agaricomycetes; Polyporales; Sparassidaceae
Exons: 3
Coding region: 1-3543 (1180 amino acids)
Source: RefSeq, a predicted model, not a curated record